Messenger RNA from Oncorhynchus masou masou (cherry salmon), 1669 nucleotides. RefSeq names its product transcription factor BTF3 homolog 4-like. The coding region runs from base 200 to 682 and encodes 160 amino acids. NCBI's taxonomy places the organism in Eukaryota, Metazoa, Chordata, Actinopteri, Salmoniformes, Salmonidae. The transcript is spliced from 7 exons. The record is from RefSeq and is a predicted model, not a curated record.
GCGCCAACCGCGUGGUCUCUCUUGCUGUGAGCCACUUCCUGUUCUGCUGUGAACCCCUGUGGAUGAAGGUGUUGUGGCUUUAGGACAGAUCAAUCAAAUUACGGACUCUCUCUUUACACAGUUUAUAGCUAGGUCCAUUAACAGCUUCCACGGUGGUUCAGGAUAAACCUGAAGCUGAUUACAUUCAUCCAAUAAAGCCAUGAACCAAGAGAAACUCGCCAAACUUCAGGCCCAGGUCCGGAUAGGUGGAAAGGGAACAGCUCGCAGGAAGAAGAAGGUGGUUCACAGAACCGCGACGGCCGACGACAAAAAACUCCAGAGCUCCUUGAAGAAACUGGCAGUGAACAACAUCGCUGGGAUUGAGGAGGUGAACAUGAUAAAGUACGAUGGCACAGUGAUCCACUUCAACAACCCCAAGGUGCAGGCCUCUCUGUCCGCCAACACGUUUGCCAUCACAGGCCAUGCAGAGAACAAACAGCUGACAGAGAUGCUCCCAGGCAUCCUCAGCCAGCUGGGGGCAGACAGCUUCACCAGCCUUCGCAAACUGGCAGAGCAGUUCCCACGCCAAGUACUUGACAACAAAGCGAUGUCGAUCAGCAAACCAGAAGAUAUUGAAGAGGAGGACGAUGUUCCAGAUCUUGUAGAAAACUUUGAUGAAGCGUCAAAGAAUGAAGCCAACUAAUGAAUCCAACUUCAGGCCCUUUUUACCCAGUACCCUCUGCCCUUCCUCAGUACCAUCUAUUCAGAACCACUGGGAACCCCCCCAAUAACCUAUCUGCUAACCAGUACACACCUUUCUAUCGUGUGGACUCAAACUGGGAUCUGUUCAGUAAGCUGUAGCAUGACUUACAGAAUCUAUCAUGGAGAACAGAUGGGUGUCAGAGCAGUCACCAUUCUUAUUCUCUCUCUCUCUCAUGGCCUCAGUACACCCCAGACCUCUCUCUCUCUCUCACAUGGCCUCAGUACACCCCAGACCUCCUCUCUCUCUCUCUCUCAUGGCCUCAGUACACCCCAGACCUCCUCUCUCUCUCUCUCUCUCACAUGGCCUCAGUACACCCCAGACCUCCUCUCUCUCUCUCUCACAUGGCCUCAGUACACCCCAGACCUCCUCUCUCUCUCUCUCUCUCACAUGGCCUCAGUACACCCCAGACCUCCCCUCUCUCUCGCGCUCUCUCUCGCCACAACUGCUGUUGAAGGAACAACAUUGUCCAGUAUUUUAGCCUCAAGACAAAUCAAACUGGUGUUGUCCCAAAUGGCUCCCUCUUCACUACUUUUAACCAGGCCCCAUCGGGAAUUUUAGUCAAAAGUAGUGUACAAUGUAGUUGAGAAUAGUUGACCAUUUUGGUACGGCGCCAGUAUACCAACCAACCACCACCAACUGUAACACAGCAAUCCAUGUCUCGUAUUUUAACAGGCAAUCCUAUUAAUGUCUACAUUCACUGACUGACUAGAGCACCAAGUACUCCAUCCAGAAUGACCCCCUGUCUAGUGCACUACGUUUUGAUUAGAGCAAUGGCGGUGCCGUUUGGGAGGCCCAAUUUACUAUCAGUACAUCUAUCAGACAUGAAGGUCUAGGUCUUACUGUAGGGUGUCAACGGGUCCCGGUCUAGGCCCUACUGUAGGAUGUCAACGGGUCCCGGUCUAGGCCUUACUGUAGGAUGUCAACGGG